AUGAAAAAAUUUCUUGAAAAACAUAUGAGCAAUGAUUUCAGUAUCCGUAUGAAUAAUUUAUCAUAAAACCAUGAGUAUCAAUUAAACCAAUACAAAUGCUCUUCUCCAGUAGUUUUUGGGAGUAGAUUUGCAUCACCUUCUCCAUUCAGAUCAGUUACUCCAAUAUAAGGAUAAUUGUCUCCGGCAAAUCAAUCUCGCAGAGAAAGUGCGUUUUCAAGAAACUCUGACAACUUUGAUUUUUCAGUUAAAGAAAAAUCAAAAAUAUUAAAUAAGCCCAUUACUUAAUACUUUAAAAAACAAUAAGAAUAUUAUGAUGAAGAAGAAUGCAAUAUUGAUUACUUUUUUGAUAAAGAGCAGAUCAUUAUCGAAGAGUAAGAACUUUUACAUGCAAAGCUUAGAAUGAUUCGCGAUGAUUUCAAUUUUAAAAUCUAACAAUUAGAAGAUUACUUAAGAGAAUACCUGAGAGAAAGAUAAUCGAUUUUACAAAAUCUUUCAAUUUCUGUUAAGGAAGAGCAAGACAGAUUUAAUGAACAUUCAAAAUAAAGUAAAAGAAAAAAUAAACAGUAUGAAAUGCAGCAUACAAGAACUGAUUCCAUUAAUAAACAAGAUUCAAAAAGUGAUUCAUAGCCAAUCCAAAUAGAAAUAAUGAGAGCAGCUAGUUCAAUGAAAGAAUAGAGAGUAGAUCCUAAUCUUGAUAGAAGAGAUUUUUUAGAUAUAAGACGUGAAUCUCGCCAUGAAUCUAUUAAUGGCUAUAGUUCUCAUCAUCGAAGAGAGUCAUCGUAUAAAACAGUUAAGUUGAGGGAAUCCAGAGUUAAAAGAGAAGAAUCACUUAAAGGGGACUCUGUUAAAGAUGAGUAACCAUUGAAGAGUGCUUUAAAAAAGAAAGACUUCAACAGAUAGACCUAUAAUUGUCAGGAUGAUUCAUAAGAUGAUUGGAAAUUUAUUAAAGAGGCUAAAAAUAAUUUAGAAAAACAAAAAACUUAAUUAGAUGAUAAAUAGUCUCCUAAUAAAGUUAGAUUUGUAAAUUAAGAGAAAUCUUAAAAAAAAUAAUAAGAUAAAGUAGUAAAAUCAAAAUAUUUAAAUGAUAUUGACAUUUUCUUAAAAUGUAGAUAUUGA
This is a messenger RNA of Paramecium tetraurelia, 1116 nucleotides long. RefSeq lists its product as uncharacterized. The record is from RefSeq and is a predicted model, not a curated record. The transcript has 3 exons. NCBI's taxonomy places the organism in Eukaryota, Ciliophora, Oligohymenophorea, Peniculida, Parameciidae.